Molecule: messenger RNA, 7542 nt
Organism: Patiria miniata (bat star)
Lineage: Eukaryota; Metazoa; Echinodermata; Asteroidea; Valvatida; Asterinidae
Product: neurogenic locus notch homolog protein 1-like
Exons: 51
Coding region: 245-6706 (2153 amino acids)
Biological process (GO): establishment or maintenance of epithelial cell apical/basal polarity; heterophilic cell-cell adhesion
Cellular component (GO): plasma membrane; protein-containing complex
Molecular function (GO): calcium ion binding
Source: RefSeq, a predicted model, not a curated record
AAAAAACACCAGUGGAGUAAUUUCGUAAGCCUGCACACAUUCAUACACAGCGCACUUGACAAUCGGCAUAAACGAUAAUCGCGCCUAUGAACUUUAUGCGCGCAUCUCAUAUAAUUUUUAUUCACAGCUUCAGAUUGGACUAAGGAAAAGAAACAACUUAAUAAGAUCACUGCCUGGUAUAAUUCCGUAGAUUUGUCGGUCAGACGUGUAGACCGCUGGUGGUGCACAUCGUACCAAAGUCGCCAUGGAGUUCAGGAUCGGGACGGGGAUUUUUCUGUGCUUCGUCUCCGUGGCUCUGCUGCUACCGGGCGGUUCUUGCCGGAUGACCGGUGCGCCGGUGGCGGCCUGCAGCACUCUCACGCCGCAGCACGGCACGUCGGCCCAGACUGGGCCCAGCCCGUACGUGUUGGAGACGGUUUCAGGUAGCACCUACUCGGUCGGAGGGACAGUUACAGUUCGUGUCAGCGCCAACCCAACUUCCACCCAAUUCCGAGGUCUUAUCCUGCAAGCUCGCCGGGCCAGCGACGACGCCACGGUGGGUUCAUGGACGCUACCGACCGGUGGUGACUUCCGGUACACGGAGUGCUCUGGUGCCGGUGACCAGUCGACGGUCACUCACACGAACGGCCUGUUGGACAAGUCAUUGCCGGUGACUUUCACCUGGAAUGCCCCAACCCAGUCUGUCGGGGAUGUAAAAUUUCUACUUUCUGUCGUUCAAGCAUUUAGCACAUUUUGGACAAAUAUGGAGACAAUGGUCACAGUUAUCACACCUUGUGUGAGCAGCCCAUGCCGCAAUAAUGGUCAAUGUGACAGCCGAGAUGGCACGACAUAUUCCUGUGUUUGUACUGCUGGUUUCACUGGGGAUAACUGUGGUAUUCCAGUGACUACACCUUGUUCAAGCAACCCGUGUCAAAAUGGUGUUUGCUCUGACGUUGGUACUUCAUCAUACUCAUGUACAUGCAGCCCAGGUUUCACUGGAACCAACUGUGACACAGUGACUACACCUUGUUCAAGCAACCCGUGUCAAAAUGGUGUUUGCUCUGACGUUGGUACUUCAUCAUACUCAUGUACCUGCAACCCAGGUUUCAUUGGAACCAACUGUGAGACAGUGAUGACUACACCUUGUUCAAGCAACCCAUGUCAAAAUGGUGUUUGCUCUGACACUGGUACUUCAUCAUACUCAUGUGCCUGCAACACAGGUUUCAUUGGAACCAACUGUGACACAGUGACUACACCUUGUUCAAGCAACCCAUGUCAAAAUGGUGUUUGCUCUGUCGUUGGUACUUCAUCAUACUCAUGUGCCUGCAACGCUGGUUUCACUGGAACCAACUGUGACACAGCCCAAGAUCCCUGUCAACCAUCACCAUGUCAGAAUGGUGGAGCUUGUGUCCCAGGCAGUGCAUCAGGCCAGUUCACAUGUGUGUGUUCCUCAGGCUUCUCAGGAACUCGAUGUGAAAACACAGUUGCCCAAGAUCCCUGUCAACCAUCACCAUGUCAGAAUGGUGGAGCUUGCUUCCAAGGCAGCACAACAAGCCAGUUCAUCUGUGUGUGCUCAACAGGCUUCGCAGGAACUCGAUGUGAAAACACAGUUGCCCAAGAUCCCUGUCAACCUUCGCCAUGUCAGAAUGGUGGAGCUUGUGUCCCAGGCAGCACAUCAGGCCAGUUCACAUGUGUGUGUUCAACAGGCUUCACAGGAACUCGAUGUGAAAACACAGUUGCCCAAGAUCCCUGUCAACCAUCACCAUGUCAGAAUGGUGGCACUUGCUUCCAAGGCAGCACAACAAGCCAGUUCAUCUGUGUGUGCUCAACAGGCUUCGCAGGAACUCGAUGUGAAAACACAGUUGCCCAAGAUCCCUGUCAACCAUCACCAUGCCAGAAUGGUGGCACUUGCUUCCAAGGCAGCACAUCAGGCGGGUUCUUCUGUGUGUGCUCAACAGGCUUCACAGGAACUCGAUGUGAAAACACAGUUGAUCCCUGUCAACCAUCACCAUGUCAGAGUGGUGGAACUUGUUUCCAAGGCAGCACAUCAGGCGGGUUCUUCUGUAUGUGUCCAACAGGCUUUGGAGGAACUCGAUGUGAAAACACAGUUGAUCCAUGCCAACCAUCGCCAUGUCAGAAUGGUGGCAAUUGUUUCCAAGGCAGCACAUCAGGCGGGUUCUUCUGUAUGUGUCCAACAGGCUUCACAGGAACUCAAUGUCAAGACACAGUUGUAAGUGGAGAUCCCUGUCAACCAUCGCCAUGCCAGAAUGGUGGAGCUUGUUUCCAAUUAGCCAGCACACCAGGACAGUUCAUCUGUACGUGUCCAAUAGGCGUCACAGGAACUCGAUGUGAAAACACAGUUGCCCAAGAUCCCUGUCAACCAUCACCAUGUCAGAAUGGUGGCACUUGUUUCCAAGGCAGCACAUCAGGCGGGUUCAUCUGUGGGUGUCCAACAGGCUUCACAGGAACUCAAUGUCAAGACACAGUUGCCCAAGAUCCCUGUCAACCAUCACCAUGUCAGAAUGGUGGCACUUGUUUCCAAGGCAUCACAUCAGGCGGGUUCAUCUGUGGGUGUCCAACAGGCUUCACAGGAACUCAAUGUCAAGACACAGUUGCCCAAGAUCCCUGUCAACCAUCACCAUGUCAGAAUGGUGGCACUUGUUUCCAAGGCAGCACAACAGGCGGGUUCAUCUGUACCUGUCCAACAGGCUUCACAGGAACUCAAUGUCAAGACACAGUUGCCCAAGAUCCCUGUCAACCAUCACCAUGUCAGAAUGGUGGCACUUGUUUCCAAGGCAGCACAUCAGGCGGGUUCAUCUGUGGGUGUCCAACAGGCUUCACAGGAACUCAAUGUCAAGACACAGUUGCCCAAGAUCCCUGUCAACCAUCACCUUGUCAGAAUGGUGGCACUUGUUUCCAAGGCAGCACAACAGGCGGGUUCAUCUGUACCUGUCCAACAGGCUUCACAGGAACUCAAUGUCAAGACACAGUUGCCCAAGAUCCCUGUCAACCAUCACCUUGUCAGAAUGGUGGCACUUGUUUCCAAGGCAGCACAACAGGCGGGUUCAUCUGUACCUGUCCAACAGGCUUCACAGGAACUCAAUGUCAAGACACAGUUGCCCAAGAUCCCUGUCAACCAUCACCAUGUCAGAAUGGUGGCACUUGUUUCCAAGGCAGCACAUCAGGCGGGUUCAUCUGUACCUGUCCAACAGGCUUCACAGGAACUCAAUGUCAAGACACAGUUGCCCAAGAUCCCUGUCAACCAUCACCAUGUCAGAAUGGUGGCACUUGUUUCCAAGGCAGCACAUCAGGCGGGUUCAUCUGUGGGUGUCCAACAGGCUUCACAGGAACUCAAUGUCAAGACACAGUUGCCCAAGAUCCCUGUCAACCAUCACCAUGUCAGAAUGGUGGCACUUGUUUCCAAGGCAGCACAUCAGGCGGGUUCAUCUGUACCUGUCCAACAGGCUUCACAGGAACUCAAUGUCAAGACACAGUAGGUUACUCCAGUAAGAAGCAGUGUGCUUCAAAACCAAAACUUGCACACACUCAGAGACCGUUUUUUAUUCACCUUUUAGCCCAAGAUCCCUGUCAACCAUCACCAUGUCAGAAUGGUGGCACUUGUUUCCAAGGCAGCACAUCAGGCGGGUUCAUCUGUGGGUGUCCAACAGGCUUCACAGGAACUCAAUGUCAAGACACAGUUGCCCAAGAUCCCUGUCAACCAUCACCAUGUCAGAAUGGUGGCACUUGUUUCCAAGGCAGCACAUCAGGCGGGUUCAUCUGUACCUGUCCAACAGGCUUCACAGGAACUCAAUGUCAAGACACAGUUGCCCAAGAUCCCUGUCAACCAUCACCAUGCCAGAAUGGUGGCACUUGUUUCCAAGGCAGCACAUCAGGCGGGUUCAUCUGUGGGUGUCCGACAGGUUUCAUGGGAACACGAUGUGAAAUCCCCACUGAUCCCUGUCAACCAUCACCAUGCCAGAAUGGUGGCACUUGUUUCCAAGGCAGCACAUCAGGCGGGUUCUUCUGUUCGUGUCCAACAGGUUUCAUGGGAACACGAUGUGAAAUCCCCACUGAUCCCUGUCAACCAUCGCCAUGCCAGAAUGGUGGCACUUGUUUCCAAGGCAGCACAACAGGCGGGUUCUUCUGUGGGUGUCCAACAGGUUUCAUGGGAACACGAUGUGAAAUCCCCGAUGAUCCCUGUCAACCAUCACCAUGUCAGAAUGGUGGAACUUGUUUCCAAGGCAGCACAUCAGGCGGGUUCUUCUGUUCGUGUCCAACAGGUUUCAUGGGAACACGAUGUGAAAUCCCCGUUGAUCCCUGUCAACCAUCACCUUGCCAGAAUGGUGGCACUUGUUUCCAAGGCAGCACAUCAGGCGGGUUCUUCUGUUCGUGUCCAACAGGUUUCAUGGGAGCACGAUGUGAAAUCCCCGUUGAUCCCUGUCAACCAUCACCAUGCCAGAAUGGUGGCACUUGUUUCCAAGGCAGCACAUCAGGCAUGUUCCUCUGUUCGUGUCCAACAGGCUUCACAGGAACUCGAUGUGAAAGCCCUGUUGAUCCCUGCCAACCAUCACCGUGCCAAAAUGGUGGCAAUUGUUUCCAAGGCAGCACAUCAAACCAGUACAUCUGUGUGUGUCCAGCAGGUUUCACAGGAACUCAUUGUGACGUUGCUGGCUGUCAGCCCAAUCCAUGUCGGAAUAACGGAAUAUGCAGCUUUGUGGCAAACCAGGCUUUUUGCCAAUGCUUCAACGGCUACACUGGACAAUUCUGUGCAACUCCUCCAGAUUUAUGUGCCAUCAAUCCGUGUCUGAAUGGCGGCACCUGUAGGCAAAUUUCUGAUCUGGUGCACAUGUGUGUCUGCCCCAUUGGCUACAACGGGGCAGACUGCGAAAUUCCACCGGGUAUUUGCUCAAGUCAGCCGUGUCUGAAUGGAGGGACCUGUUUUGAUCAAAUGACAAGUUUCAACUGCAUGUGUACUGCUGAGUUCACAGGUCCUACCUGCAACAUUCCCGUCGACAAUACCCACCCGUGUAACCCAAGCCCCUGCCAAAACGGGGCAACAUGUUACAGAGAACAUGAAUCGGAGAUCACCUACUUCUGCUUUUGCACCGCCAACUAUUUUGGCAAAACUUGUCAAACUGUGAUCCCUGCGGGUACUGCAUGUGACUCUAGCCCAUGUCAGAACAAUGCUGUCUGUUCACCUUACGAAGUUGGAAGAGGCUACGCUUGUAUUUGCCCUCCAAGAUUCAUUGGUGUCCAUUGUGAAAUCUAUCAAAUGCCGUGUGAAUCGUCGCCUUGUGAGAAUGGAGGCACAUGCCAACACAACGGUUUUGGCUUUUUCACGUGCGUGUGCCCUGCGGGUUUCACUGGGAGAGUGUGUACGACUGCUGUGGAUGCCUGCAUAUCCUCACCCUGUAGGAACGGAGGGAUGUGUGCACCAAGUGGCGACGAUUACAUCUGCACUUGCCCUCCGGGCUACAUGGGCAACAGAUGCGAAAUUUACCGCCCGUGCAGCUCCAGCCCCUGUUUGAACGGCGGUACAUGCACUGAAGACUCAACUGACAUUGAUGGCUACAUAUGCACCUGCGCUGCUAUGUUUAUGGGGAAUAACUGUGAAGUAGAAAUGCCUACUGCCUGCAGACCUACCAAUCCUUGCCAGAAUGGAGGAAACUGUUCCCUGGUCCCAGGAGCACCUGAUCAGUUUACUUGUCUCUGUCCACCACAGUACGAAGGGGAAAAUUGUGAGACAGAGAUUGGCAUGUGCCCAGAUAUGUACUGCCAGAAUGGUGGGACGUGCGCGGUCAUGACCAUCCCUCAACCACCAGGUGCCACACCCAUGUACAAUUACACUUGUACUUGUCCAAUCACCCACACUGGUGAUCAGUGUGAAAUGGAUCGCUGUGAUGGAUACUGCCUGAAUGGAGGAACGUGCACUGUGAGCUUCACGGGUGAGGCUAUCUGCAACUGUGCAAUGGGAUACUUCGGAACACAAUGCCAACAAACUGUGACUACCUGCACCGACACGCGGUGCCAGAAUGGAGGCACCUGCAGAGAACUGAAUGGAGGUGUUGAGUGCCAGUGCCCCCUAGCAAUCACUGGGAUGUUCUGCGAGAGAGUUCCUUGUUCACUCAUCACUUGUCUAAAUGGAGGCACCUGCUCUGAUACUGAGGGCCUGGGAUCCUGCACAUGUGCAUCUGGAUUUAGGGGGCCGCUGUGUGCCACAAACAUUGACGAGUGUGCCAGUGUUCAGUGUCUCAACGGUGGAACCUGUCUUGAUCUCAACAACAACUAUUUGUGCGAAUGUGCUGACACGUACACAGGUCGACACUGUGAAAACCGGACCGAUGUGUGCGGUACCUUGGACGGCAGAUGCAAAAAUGGAGCAGUAUGUGAUAUGCCAAACAACAUGUGUCUCUGCCUGCCAGGCUGGGAAGGAGUUCUCUGUGACAACGAUAUAAACGAGUGUGCUUCCAAUCCUUGCGAGAACGGUGGGGUUUGCGUCAAUCGCAACAACAAGUUUCAGUGUGCCUGCAAGCAGUUUUACACUGGAGUCAAGUGUGAAAUGUCCGAGAACGACGUUAAUAAUGCUGCACAGGCCGGAGCCCUCCUGGAGCCCUGGUGGAUAGCGCUCAUCUGCCUGAUUGGUGUUCUGUUCAUCAUCUUCCUCUUCAUUGUCAUCUGCACCAUGAAUCGCAGCAACGACGACGACCUAAGGAAAACAAUCAUCUAGUCUCACUCUCUCAUCCGCUCCUGAAAAUCCAGAGUGAUUACUUGACUCUUCAUCAUCUUCCUCUUCAUUGUCAUCUGCACCAUGAAUCGCAGCAACGACGACGACCUAAGGAAAACAAUCAUCUAGUCUCACUCUCUCAUCCCCUCCUGAAAAUCCAGAGUGAUUACUUGACUCUUCGUCAUCUUCCUCUUCAUUGUCAUCUGCACCAUGAAUCGCAGCAACGACGACGACCUAAGGAAAACAAUCAUCGAGUCUGACUCUCUCCCCUCCUGAAAAUCCAGAGUGAUUACUUGACUCUUUGUCAUCUUCCUCUUCAUUGUCAUCUGCACCAUGAAUCGCAGCAACGACGACGACCUAAGGAAAACAAUCAUCUAGUCUCACUCUCGGCUGAAAAUCCAGAGCAAUUACCUGACUAAAGGCCGGUUCAUACUCCACGCAAAUGCCAAUUCGAAGUGAAUUCGAUGCGAUGAAACAUUAGCUGCGAAAUUGGCCAGAACUGUUUUCAAGUUUUGCAAAUACACGUACUUUGUUGUGAAGUCAUCACAAGUUCGCGUUCGAGUUUGCUUUUCAGCCAAGUAUGAACCGGCCUUGAUGUCACUUGUUGAGAUUUGAAUUGAACCAAUACAGUAUCACAUCACCAUUAUAGUAGAAUCCCACUGCAAUGAACACUGUGUUCUGAACAUUUGGUAAUAAUAAACAUAGCCUUUGGCUCUCAAAUUUAACUACAGUACUUUUUAAUUAAGAACAUUGGCCGCAGCCAUUGCUCUCAUUGUGUUCUUAUAGCGUCGUUUUACUGUAAGAUUGUUAUCUGCAGAGUAGUAUUAUUAAAAGAGAUU